CUAAAUUUCGCGUCGAGUCCGAAAAUAGCGGUUUUCUAGAUAGAGAGAGCGGAAGAAGCAAAGUUCCCUCUGUCUCUCUCUUCCCCUUUCUGUCUGUUUGAAGCAAAUUUUCGAUCUUCUCUGCAAGUUUCUUCGGAUCUAAAGUUAGGGCUUUUUGAUUUAUUAUAAGGUAUUCAUUGUUAGGGUUUUGAUUCAAGUUCGAUUGUAUGGUUUGAUUUUUUAUGGCCUGAAAAAUCUUGAUUACGCAAUGAGGAAGAAGCUUGAUACUCGUUUUCCUGCGUCUAGGAUUAAGAAGAUAAUGCAAGCAGAUGAGGAUGUUGGGAAGAUUGCAAUGGCUGUGCCGCUCUUAGUCUCUAAAGCACUGGAAUUAUUUCUCCAAGAUCUCUGUGAUAGGACAUAUGAUAUCACCCUUCAAAGAGGAGCAAAGACCAUGAGUUCGUUGCAUUUAAAGCAAUGUGUUCAAAGUUUCAAUGUGUUUGAUUUCCUUAAAGAGACUGUCAGCAAGGUCCCAGAUUUAGGGGGUUCCGAUGCUGCUGGUGAUGACAGGCAUGUUUCUAGGAGAAGGAAAGCUGCAGAUGAUGAAGACCAUGAUAGCGAUGAAGAGGCAAAGAGAACAAGGAUGCAAGAAGCAGGUCAUAGUAGUACAAGUGGCAGAGGAAGGGGAAGGGGGCGUGGAAGAGGUCGGGGCCGAGGUCGAGCAAUUGAGAGAGAAAGCACCCAUGCUGAGAAAUGCGAAGAUGAUCUUGACAUGUCUCCUCAAGAUGACAAGCAGAAGCUGAAUACCAAGAGGCUUGACAAUGGGGCUGAGGACGAUGAAUCGAGGCAAAGCACUGCACUCGAUAGCAGCGGUAACCAAGUGUUGCGGAACUUCGACCUAAAUGUGGAGUUGCAGGAUGGGCACACCAGUGCACAUCCUGUUUCCAGAGAGCUUCCUCCAGAGUUGAAGCAUGAAGAAUAUCCAGGUUGGUCUCUCGCCGAUGUGGACAAGAUGGCCAUUGACCCACUGCAGCUUGCUCAACUGAACCAGAAGAUAGGUGAAGAUGAGGAUUAUGAUGAAGAAGGAUAGAGAUAAGGUAAUCACGACUCUGUCCCAGGUUUCCAGCACACACAGGCAUGCUUCCGUAGGAUGACGGCUAUAUUGUAUGGUGGUUUGCCUGUAUUGGUGUGGUUGUGUUGCACUUUACCCAGCAAUGCUCGCUGUUAAAUGGGUAUUCCUUUUUCUUUUCUCCUCAAUGGCGCCUAGAGCGUAUGCAUGUGAUAAGGGAUUCAAUACUUGCUGCCUCGGCUUAGUUAACAUGACAAUUCUAGGUUUCAUGCCAUGGGGAUGAACAGAAUGUUUCGUGCAGGAGAAAAUGUACAGAAAUUUGCUCAGAAGAUGUCAGAGCAUGGAUUACAAAGAUUUUGGCGUUUCAUGUUAGAAGGCUAAGAAAUCGGGUCAAGCGGAACAUUAGGCAAAAUUGCAAAGAAGAAGGAAACUUUUGGGUUGCAAAAUGAAGUAAGAAACUUUAAGGCUGCCCGAUGAAGUGCAACACACAUACAUUUUGUCAGAGUUUGGCAAGUCAAAAGGAGUUCCAUUUUAUGUAUUCCUGGGCAAGACUGUUCCUCAUGUCAAUUUGGCCCUUCUAACUUCAUUAAUGUCAGCAAGGUAUCAGUUGAUGGACCACAGCAGAAGUAACACCCACACCAGAUAAAAUCGCUGCAUUCUUUUGCAUUUGUCUUGUAAUUUCUAACAAUAGUUAUACGGCUUCCAAGAUGACUAAAUUCCUGAUCCUACUACCAUAAUUUUAAAUUUACCAUCU
This is a messenger RNA of Papaver somniferum (opium poppy), 1799 nucleotides long. Its product is annotated as dr1-associated corepressor-like. The record is from RefSeq and is a predicted model, not a curated record. NCBI's taxonomy places the organism in Eukaryota, Viridiplantae, Streptophyta, Magnoliopsida, Ranunculales, Papaveraceae. Gene Ontology annotation, molecular function: protein heterodimerization activity. Bases 248 to 1066 code for a protein of 272 amino acids. Gene Ontology annotation, cellular component: nucleus. The transcript has 7 exons. Gene Ontology annotation, biological process: regulation of DNA-templated transcription.